Messenger RNA from Coregonus clupeaformis (lake whitefish), 1680 nucleotides. RefSeq names its product myosin regulatory light polypeptide 9-like. The record is from RefSeq and is a predicted model, not a curated record. NCBI's taxonomy places the organism in Eukaryota, Metazoa, Chordata, Actinopteri, Salmoniformes, Salmonidae. Gene Ontology annotation, cellular component: myofibril; cytoplasm; stress fiber. The coding region runs from base 126 to 647 and encodes 173 amino acids. The transcript has 4 exons. Gene Ontology annotation, biological process: myofibril assembly; platelet aggregation. Gene Ontology annotation, molecular function: calcium ion binding.
AACAAACUUUUCAGUGGAGCUCCCUGCUUCCCUUCCAACUAAGCAGUGAGACCCAGACAAAGGGCUUAGAGGACUCCAGAAACAACUAAUAUUCACCUGAAGCCAAGGCCCAUCCAACCGCCACCAUGUCGAGCAAACGCGCAAAGGGGAAGACCACCAAGAAGCGCCCCCAGAGGGCCACGUCCAACGUGUUCGCCAUGUUCGACCAGUCUCAGAUCCAGGAGUUCAAGGAGGCCUUCAACAUGAUCGACCAGAACCGAGACGGCUUCAUCGACAAGGAGGAUCUGCACGAUAUGCUGGCCUCACUGGGUAAGAACCCGUCGGAUGAGUACCUGGAGGGGAUGAUGGCCGAGGCGCCGGGGCCCAUCAACUUCACCAUGUUCCUCACCAUGUUCGGAGAGCGCCUCAACGGCACCGACCCCGAGGACGUCAUCCGCAAUGCCUUCGCCUGCUUCGACGAGGAGGGCUCUGGAGUGAUCCACGAGGACCACCUGCGGGAGCUGCUGACCACCAUGGGUGACCGCUUCACCGACGAGGAGGUUGACGAGCUAUUUCGCGAGGCGCCCAUCGACAAGAAGGGCAACUUCAACUACGCCGAGUUCACUCGCAUCCUCAAACACGGCGCCAAGGACAAGGAUGACAUGUAGAGACAGGCGACUGCUUCGCGGCCCACACACACACACAGUGCUUUUUAGCUGGAAUGGGCUCCUCUUUUGUGAGUUUUAUCGUCAAUGGUGAUUAUUCAUUGAAGAGGAGUGUAUCACAGCUAAAUGCAUAUUGACAAGUCUAUAGUGGCUUCGUCUCCAUGUGUCCUUUCUGUAAUUUGUAGUCUUUUAUAAAUCAGUGCAGAUGAACGAAUGGUGACAAAGUGAUAGGAAGCCAUGUUAGACUGAUGAGAUGCACUGAAUACCUUUGUGUGUGUGUGUGUGUGUGUGUGCCUCAGAAAACCAGCACUACAUACUGGCCAGGUUUACCUGUCCUUGCCUCUCACAUCAGCACCAGCACUGCCUCUGUAAGAAACUGCACCUUCUAUCCAGGAGCUGUGUUGGAAAACCACAUUUUAAAGGACUCUAUUUUGUUCUAUUCAUGUAAGGUUUUUGACAAUCAAAACAGGUUGUAUUUUACCCUCAUUGCUUGAAUGCUUAUUAUUCCACAUGUUGCUAGUCGUAUCCCCUUUUCAGCUGGUCAGGUCAAUUCUAACUCUGCCUGCAUCGAUGCAUCACAAACUCAUUAAAGCUGGAACAUUCAACAUGAAUGUUGCUAAAGGAUCGGACUUGUUAAAAAAGUGAGGGGCAAUGUUAUGGAGGAAGUCAGCCUUGAAAUUGUGUUUUGCCGAGCAAGGUCUUAUGCGUUGCCCUUCCAAGGAGGAGUAUAAAGAGCAGAAGGAAACGGCUGGGCUGGGUUGUCUGGGUAUAAUCAUGUUUGGGUUGAAUUGUUGUGGAAAUGUAGCAUGCCUGUAUAGAACCAACGAAGGACCCUUGUUUCAAAAAAGUUGUUUAACGUGUCCUUUAUUCCAAGAUGAAGAGUUGUUUCAAUGUCAUGCUGCAUUCCUUUUAUAUUCUGUAUUGGAGAAAAGGAAAGAUGUUCCCAUACUAGAGUACAGGUGGAUUUCCUCACAUUGCAGUUGUAACACCAUUUUGACAAGUGAUAAAAUUAAGUAGUCCACUUUAAUGAAACACA